Messenger RNA from Sebastes umbrosus (honeycomb rockfish), 1498 nucleotides. RefSeq names its product transmembrane protein 43. The transcript has 13 exons. NCBI's taxonomy places the organism in Eukaryota, Metazoa, Chordata, Actinopteri, Perciformes, Sebastidae. Bases 137 to 1342 code for a protein of 401 amino acids. Gene Ontology annotation, cellular component: nuclear inner membrane. Gene Ontology annotation, biological process: nuclear membrane organization. The record is from RefSeq and is a predicted model, not a curated record.
GUUCCGGUCUACGCCGGGUAUAAUUGAAAGCGCAUCCUGUGUGUCAUGUACCGUUGAUGUUUCUUCCAGUCGCUGCUGGUCAUCUUCAUAAACUACAACUUUACUCUGCAGUUUGACUGUUAAACAAGUCAGAGAAAUGUCUUCAGCUCAGACAUUUUCAGACCCAAACCAACACAAGCGUGUAACUGUUCAGUCCAACCCUGGAUUCCUGGAGCGAUUAAGUGAAACUGCAGGAGGAACAGUUGUUGGUGUCGGACUGUUUUUCCUCUCAUUCUAUGUCCUCUUCACCAAUGAGGGACGGGCUCUGCAAACAGCAUCUUCCCUGCAUGAGGGUCUCUCUCAGGUUGUGUCUUUGGAGCCUUUCUCCAACCUCGACCUGCAGAACAACAACCGUUUAGUUCAUCUGUCUACAGAGCUGCGCACCUCUCAGCCCCUCGUUGACCCCAACUACAGAGUGGUGGUGCAGGCGGUGAAGCUGAAGAGGCAGGUGGAGAUGUAUCAGUGGGUGGAGUACCGGGAGAGCAAGGACUAUCAAGAGGACGGUGAGACCAAAACCGAGACAACGUACAACUACAACACCGAAUGGAAAUCCGAGGUGGUCAACAGCCGUCAUUUCGAUAAAGAAAUUGGUCACCAGAACCCAAGUGCCAUGGCGGUUGAGAGUGUGACAGUCGAGGCUCCUGAAGUCAGAGUUGGACCUUUCAGACUGUCUAAAGGCCUGGUGGAGCAGAUAAAAGACUUCCAGACGCUGAGUCUGAGGGAUUUUUCCGCCUUUGACGUGGUACCUUUCCUCACCAUAGAUGACGACUAUUUCUAUCACACUCAAACCCCUCGCAGGCCGGAGGUUGGGGAUGUGCGUGUGAGAUUCUCCUUCGCUGGACUGAGUGGCGAGACGUCUCGACUCGGCCCGGCUCAAACUGUCAGUGUUGUGGCCAUGCAGAGAGGAGAGCAGCUGAUGUCUUUCAAAACCAAGUCAGGAGACACUCUGGAGAUCCUGUACCCGGAGGAGCUCUCUGCAGAGGAGGUUUUUGAGAAAGAGCUCCAGUACAACAGUAUGAAGACAUGGGGACUCCGGGCUGCAGGCUGGGCCCUCAUGUUCCUCAGUAUUCAGCUGACCAUGCGCAUCAUCUACACACUGGUGGAUUGGGUUCCCAUUCUCAGAGAGCUGGUGUCCGUGGGACUGAAGAUCUUCGCCCUGUGUGUCUCCUGCUCUCUGUCUCUUCUCACCAUCGCAGUAGGUUGGCUGUUUUACCGGCCGUUAGUGGCUGCCGCUCUGGGAGCACUAGCUCUGGUUCCGGUGUUUCUCGCCCGCUCACGACUUCCAGCCAAGAAGAACGAAUGACUAGUAAACUGAUGACUGGCUAUAGCUAUUCAUCAGAGGAAUGAGAAGGUACAGUAUUAGGCUAAUCCUAAAUCAAUCACUGUUCAAGGGGCUUGAACAUAAUAUUUUUGUAGCUACAGCGGGCAUCACUUCAUCACCCUGGAGCUUUAUUCAUGG